AUGUUCUCGUCAGUGAAGGCCUUCGAGGGGCAGCAAUACUCCACCCUGAAGAGGCAAUGCCUUGCCAGUGGCCUUCUGUUUGAAGACCCACACUUCCCCGCCUUGGACGACACCCUCUUCUACCAGGGCAACAGGAUUGGACACGUACACUGGAAGAGACCCCAGGAGCUCUCUGAGGACCCUCACCUGUUUGUGGAUGGGAUCAGUGCGCACGACCUGCACCAGGGCCAGCUGGGAAACUGCUGGUUUGUGGCAGCGUGCUCCAGCCUGGCCUCCAGAGAGUCCCUGUGGUCUAAAGUCAUCCCAGACUGGAAAGAGCAGGAGUGGGACACGGAGACACCCGAGUCAUACGCCGGGAUCUUCCACUUCCGCUUCUGGCGCUUCGGAGAGUGGGUGGAUGUGGUGAUCGACGACCGACUGCCCACGGUGGACAACCAGCUGGUCUACUGCCACUCGGAUGACAGCAACGAGUUCUGGAGCGCACUGGUGGAGAAGGCUUAUGCCAAAGUGUACGGCUGCUACGAGGCCCUGGACGGCGGGAACACGGCGGAUGCCCUGGUGGACUUCACAGGGGGCGUGUCGGAGCCCAUGGACCUGCUGGAGGGCCAGAUGGCCACUGACGAGGUGGCCCGUAACCAGCUGUUUGAGAGGGUGCUGAAGGUCCACAACCGGGACGGCCUCAUCAGCUGCUCCAUCCGGGCGACCACAGUGGAGGACAUGGAGGCACGGCUAGACUGUGGCCUGGUCAAGGGUCACGCAUACGCAGUGACGGACGUGAAGAAGGUGCGUCUGGGCCAGGGCCUGCUGGCAUUCUUCAAAUCAGAGAAGCUCAAUAUGAUCCGCAUGAGGAACCCCUGGGGAGAGAAGGAGUGGAGCGGGCCCUGGAGCGACAGCUCAGAGGAGUGGAAGAAGGUGAGCAAGAGUGAGAGAGAGAAGCUGGGCGUCACCGUGCAGGAUGACGGAGAAUUCUGGAUGACGUUUGAUGACUUCUGCCAGUACUUCACGGACCUGAUCCUGUGCCGCCUCAUCAACACCUCUUAUCUGAGCAUCCACAAAACAUGGGAGGAGGAAGUGAUGAGGGGCUCCUGGGUCCCCCGCCAAGACCCUCUGAGGAACCGCUCUGGGGGAUGCAUCAACUACAAGGCCACCUUCCUCCAGAACCCACAGUAUGUGUUUGAUGUGAAUAAGGUAGAGGAUGAGGUGUUGAUCGCCCUGCAGCAGAAGGAGAGGAGAGCCACCACCAAAGAGGGCAAAGGAGAUAACCUGGCCAUAGGCUUCGACAUUCACCGGGUGGAGCUGAACAGAAAAUACCGCAUGCACACGGCCCAGCAGAAGGUGGCGGGCUCCAUCUACAUCAACUCGCGCUGCGUCUUCCUCAGGAAGGAGCUCAAGGAGGGUCGCUACGUCAUCAUCCCCACGACUUUUGACCCCGGGCAGCAGGGCGACUUCCUGUUGCGGGUUUUCACCGACGUGCCUUCAGACUGCAAAGAGUUGAACCUGGAUGAGCCCCCACAGACAUGUUGGACGGGCAUGUGUGGUUACCCCCAGCUGGUCACCCAGGUCCACGUUCUGAGUGCUGAGGGACUCCAGGGCCAGGACUCUAAUGGAGCCUCGGACCCGUACGUCAUCAUCACCUGUGAGGGAGAGAGGGUGCGCUCGCCGGUGCACAAGGACACGCGGAGCCCUAACUUCGAUGUCAAAGGCCUGUUCUACCGCAAGAAGCCCAAGGAAGGCAUCCACAUUGAGAUCUACAAUAAGAACGUAAUUGUGGAUACCUUCCUGGGUCAGGUGACCCUGUCCAGUGACCCAAACGACCGGCAGGAGCAGCACACGCUCCACCUGCGCGACAAGGGCAAUCGCCAAGACAACGACCUCCCGGGCACGGUCACCGUGCGCCUCAUCACCUGCAUCACACUCAUCAACAUAUGA
Messenger RNA from Salvelinus namaycush (lake trout), 1929 nucleotides. Its product is annotated as calpain-5-like. The transcript has 12 exons. Gene Ontology annotation, molecular function: calcium-dependent cysteine-type endopeptidase activity. Gene Ontology annotation, cellular component: cytoplasm. Gene Ontology annotation, biological process: proteolysis. NCBI's taxonomy places the organism in Eukaryota, Metazoa, Chordata, Actinopteri, Salmoniformes, Salmonidae. The coding region runs from base 1 to 1929 and encodes 642 amino acids. The record is from RefSeq and is a predicted model, not a curated record.